Molecule: messenger RNA, 818 nt
Organism: Sphaerodactylus townsendi
Lineage: Eukaryota; Metazoa; Chordata; Lepidosauria; Squamata; Sphaerodactylidae
Gene: OTOS
Product: otospiralin
Exons: 5
Coding region: 294-563 (89 amino acids)
Biological process (GO): sensory perception of sound
Source: RefSeq, a predicted model, not a curated record
AACCUGGAGUCAGCAGCAAGCCAAUCUGUUUUUUAUUUGCUUAGAUGCCAACCCACUAAACACACUUUGAAAUUCUUUCAGAUCCUAUCAAGGCCACCCUUGCUGAGCAACAGACAAGGGCUAUGAAAUGAACAUCCAUGACUGGAACCAUGAUCAGGCAGAGAGUCAGGAGCUGAUGACUGGGAGCCUUCCCCCCCCCCCCAGGAUGGGUCACAACCAGAUGCCAGGCCCUCCCUCCCCCUCCCUUGGGACAGAUUAUACUUCAGAAAGAAAAUUCCUAAAUCCCAGAAGAGAUGAAGUUAAUGUCUGUGGGCAUAGCGUGCGUCUGUAUGUUGACAAAUGCAUUGACAGAUGCCAGGCCUAUUGAGGAUGAAGACGACCCGUAUAGAGAACCUGCAGGUAUGCCUUACUGGCCUUUCUCAACCAAUGAUUUCUGGUCAUAUGUGGAGUACUUCCGGACCUUAGGAGCAUACCACAGAAUCAAUGAGAUGGCCAGAACCUUCUUUGCUCAUCAGCCAAUUGGAAAUACUCUUGGAUAUGCUGUCCCAUAUCACGAGCACUAACUCACUGGGCUAAUCCCAGUGUUCAGAGAUUGAAUAAGUUUUACUGUUGCAAAGAAACACCAAAAUUACUUGCUUAACAAACAUGUUGUUACAAGGCUUCCUUUGUAUCAAGCAUGCAGCUUCUUGUGUUUUUUUCUGUUUUUUUAAACAAUAAUGAUUCUAGCAUAACUUCUUUUUAGCAGAUUAUCUAUACUUAACAUAUAUAUUUCUGCAAUUUGAAUAAAGAAUUUCUUGAUUCUAAUGCUGUUUACUUUU